AUGCAGGUGAAUGACCCAAAGGAGGAAGAGAAGCAGAAAGCUGAUCUUAUCAAGAAGAUCGUUGAUCCUAAAGCGAAAGCAAAAGAGUGGCAAAAGGUUACAAGAAAAGGAGGUCCCAAAUCAAUUUUGAAAGACAAUAACCAAGUGACCCAAGGAAACUGUAAGUCAAAAGACUCAAGUGAUCCAGGAAAGGUAGAAGUCAACAAAUUCAACGUGUUACUUGGGGAACAUUCUGGCAAGGAUGCGGACGUAGAGCAAAGUAUUGAAGUGGUGCACCAGGAUGGUGACCCCAUUAUUGUGGUCAGCGAUGCUAGAGAAUCAGUAGCUAAGGAGAGGGAAGUUCUGAACCCACCGUUGUCUGUUGAAGAGAAGGAUCAAUGGAUUGGGAGUGAUUAA
This is a messenger RNA of Ilex paraguariensis (yerba mate), 396 nucleotides long. The record is from the annotation of a GenBank genome assembly. Lineage: Eukaryota; Viridiplantae; Streptophyta; Magnoliopsida; Aquifoliales; Aquifoliaceae.